UUUUACUAUUAAUAUUACACACGGUAAUGAGAUUAUUUGAACUGUGUUCUCAUUUCUCUCUGUACUAACAGGUCACAUCAACAGUACUGUAGCUAGUUAUUCAGCUUUGCAAAACAUAUUUUAGUUUUUCAUGCUCAAAGUCUGUCAGUCUAAGCUUCAUUUUGGGAAAUCACUAAAUUGUCCUCAGUCUGUCCACACAUUGAUCUGCCCGAAAAUCACAACAUUAUAAAUUCCCUGCUAAUUCGAAGGUUUAAAGACAUCUGUGAUGGGUAUCUAACAAUAACUCUGCUCAGGCUUUGUCCCACCUCAAGCUGAUCAAUAUGUGAUAUUGAAGACAAGACAUACUGCACUAAGUUUCUGAUCAUAUCAGCAGCCUUUCUGGGUUUGAUCUUGAAGUGGGCUUUUCUGUUUACAAAUGGAGAAUGGAGACUGGGGCCAUAGGAUGACUAACCCAGUGACCUUGAAUGUGGGGGGCCACCUGUACACCACCUCCCUAUCAACCCUGCAGCGGUACCCAGACUCCAUGCUGGGCGCCAUGUUCCGCGGGGAUUUUCCCACAACGCGGGACGCCCAGGGAAACUACUUCAUCGACCGCGAUGGGACGCUCUUCCGGUACGUGCUGAACUUCCUACGUACGUCCGAGCUCACGCUCCCUGUGGACUUCACUGAAACUGACCUCCUGAGGAAGGAGGCGGAUUUCUACUUGAUCGAACCGUUGAUCCAUUGCCUCAACGAACCCAAGCCGCUCUACCCUCUGGACAUCUUUGAGCAGGUGGUUGAGCUGUCCAGCACACGGAAACUAUCCAAGUAUUCAAACCCAGUGGCCGUCAUUAUCACACAGCUCACCAUAACAACCAAGGUGCAAGCCCUGCUGGAGGGCAUCUGCAAAAAUUUCACCAAGUGGAACAAACACAUGAUGGACACAAGAGACUUCCAGGUGUCCUUCACUUUUGGACCGUGUGACUACCACCAGGAAGUGACCCUCAGGGUUCACCUAAUGGACUAUAUUAUGAAGCAGGGCUUCACCAUCCGGAACACUCGAGUGCAUCACAUGAGCGAGCGAGCCAAUGAGAAUACAGUGGAGCACCACUGGACAUUCUGCAGACCGGCUCGCAAAGUAGAAGACUGAUGACUGUGCCACAGCUGUAGUAAAUGGAGUCACUUCCAUACAGUUUCCAUCAUCAUCGCUCUAAAAUGGCAACAUACUGACAUUAUUAUGGUAUUGUUGAAAGAAAAAAAGAAAAGCUGGUUGGUCUGGUUGUAAUGAGGUUUCAUUGCCAUGAUGAUAAGAAAUCACUGUGUAUAAGACAAUAUCCUAUAAUGGGUUCAUCCUUCACAAUGGAAGAGAGAAGGUGCAAAUAACAAGUGAUAAAUUCAUGCCCUAAUACUAUAAACACACUUUGAUUGUGAAAAUAAAUAAUGCAUAAUAAUCAA
Salmo salar (Atlantic salmon) is the source of this 1434-nucleotide messenger RNA. RefSeq names its product potassium channel tetramerization domain containing 6b (gene kctd6b). The record is from RefSeq and is a predicted model, not a curated record. Gene Ontology annotation, molecular function: protein binding. NCBI's taxonomy places the organism in Eukaryota, Metazoa, Chordata, Actinopteri, Salmoniformes, Salmonidae. Gene Ontology annotation, biological process: protein homooligomerization.